UUAAUUAACUGUAUUUUAUUUCUUACAUGUCAUUUCAAUCUUCCUCAGUACAAUGUGAGCUCAUUCAAGACAAACACAAUCGAUUCUUAAUUGUAUAUUCCAGGCCCUAGCACGGUGCCUGGCACAAACUAGGUCUUCAAUAGGUUUGUUAGUGAAAAAAUAAACACUUUUUAUAGAAAAAGAAAGGAAAAACAAAAGAUUGGAGCUGUGGAAAGCAGUUAAUUUUUUUUUAAGUAUUGCACUAAAUGGUAACAAUUAACUCUUUAUUUCCUCUAUAGAAAUAUUGUAGUUCAUGAAGGUGAAGCCCCCAUUGCAGGCUGGUGAAGCUGGAACAGGUAGGCUGGGUUCUAACACCAGACCUCCUGUUUCCCUCUUCCCAGAGCCAUCCUGCUCCCCAGGGAAAAUGUCAGGGUGGAGCAACAGCAGCUCCAGUGUGUCCUACACCAGCUUCCUCCUGGUGGGCUUCCCGGGGCUGCAGGAGUCCCGAGCCCUCCUGGUGCUGCCCUUCCUCAGCCUCUACCUGGUGAUCGUCUCCACCAAUGCCCUGGUCACCUACACGGUGGUGGCCCAGAGGAGCCUGCACCAGCCCAUGUACCUGCUCAUCGCCCUGCUCCUGGCUGUCAACAUCUGCACUGCCACCACCGUGGUGCCCGCCAUGCUGUUCAGCUUCUCCACCCACUUCAACCGCGUCUCCCUGCCUUGCUGUCUGGUCCAGAUGUUCUGCAUCUACUUCUUCAUUGUCUUUGACUGCAACAUCCUCCUGGUCAUGGCCCUGGACCGCUAUGUUGCCAUCUGCUGUCCUCUCCGCUACCCAGAAAUAGUGACAGGCCACUUGCUGGCUGGCCUGGUGGGGGUGGCAGCUGUCAGGAGCACUUGCAUUGUUGCUCCAGUGGUGGGGCUGGCCUCUCGGGUUAGCUUCUGCCGCUCGAACAUCAUCCAUCAUUUUGCUUGUGAGCACAUGGCCUUGAUGAAGCUGUCCUGUGGGGACAUCUCCCUAAACAAGACUGUGGGGCUCACUCUCCGUGUCUUCAACAGAGUCCUAGACAUGCUGCUACUUGGAACCUCCUACUCCCGCAUUAUCAAUGCUGCUGUCCGGAUUUCAUCAGCUGGGGCCCGCUCAAAGGCCCUCAACACCUGUGGCUCCCACCUACUGGUCAUCUUCACUGUUUAUUCCUCCACCAUGUCCUCAUCUGUCGUCUACCGUGUGGCCCACACCACUUCCCAGGAUGUGCACAACCUGCUCAGUGCCUUCUACCUGCUGCUCCCAUGCCUGGUCAACCCCAUCAUCUAUGGGGCCAGAACCAAGGAAAUCAGGCAGCACCUGGCAACCCUAUUCCAGAGGGAACAGCUACUGAUCCCCACUGAGAAUCCCCAGUCCCUGCCCUCACGUAGGGAGCUUCCUGCUUGACUGUUUGGAACUUAUAGGUCCUCCAGUCAUUCUCUCAAGUGUGUAAAUGUGCAAGUGAGUUGUCCCCGCUAUAUUUUGGCUUUGGCCAUCUGUUUUCCUCUUUGAGAAUUUUUAUCCAUUUUCUGAAAAACAGCUACUCAUCCACCUAUACAGUAACCAACUGCAAAGUAAACUUCUG
This is a messenger RNA of Manis pentadactyla (Chinese pangolin), 1586 nucleotides long. RefSeq names its product olfactory receptor 52K1-like. The record is from RefSeq and is a predicted model, not a curated record. Gene Ontology annotation, cellular component: membrane. Gene Ontology annotation, biological process: G protein-coupled receptor signaling pathway. Gene Ontology annotation, molecular function: olfactory receptor activity; G protein-coupled receptor activity. Bases 293 to 1408 code for a protein of 371 amino acids. The transcript has a single exon. Lineage: Eukaryota; Metazoa; Chordata; Mammalia; Pholidota; Manidae.